Molecule: messenger RNA, 2826 nt
Organism: Rotaria socialis
Lineage: Eukaryota; Metazoa; Rotifera; Eurotatoria; Philodinida; Philodinidae
Source: the annotation of a GenBank genome assembly
AUGCAAAAAGCUGUAUAUAUUUUCCGCUUUGAUUCUGAUAUUCUAAAGAUUAUUUGUAGACGUUUCAAAUUGCGCUUGGCCAAAUACAUUGAAGAAAAUCAAAUUGUAUGUCAAGCAGCGAUGAUACCUUCGUGGAACUUUCAAUAUGUGUUAUUAUAUUUUAUGGUGGCACAACUAAAUGUAAAUUAUGUAAGAGCAGUUUGGCCAUUGGGAAAUUCUUCGAAUAUUCAACUCUUAGGUCUCUUUGAUAAUUUAUCGAAUAAAUCUGAAUCUAGUUCAUUAUCAAUUCAUAGUCGAGCUAUGUUUAAAUCAGCUUUACUACUUUCUCGACAAUAUAAUAUAACGAUCGGAGGACAAUUCAUAGGAUGGCAAUCAGCAGAAACAAAUGGCAAUAUAAUCGAUGCCCUAAGCAAAACAUGUCAAGCAUUGUCUUUUUCAAAUAUUGUCGGCAUUGUUGGUCCAGGAUUAUCAAGAGAAGCUUAUUUAGUAGUUGAUUUUGGUAAAACAAUCGGUAUACCUGUUAUAUCCUAUAGUGUAACUGAUCCUGAUUUGUCUAAUCGAAAUGUUUAUCGAAAUUUUUUUCGUACAGUUCCUUCCGAUAAUUCAACUGCAUUGGCAAUUGUUAAAUUAUUUGCCCGAUACAAUUGGACAUCAUGCAUAGUGAUUUACCAGAAUGACGCAUUUGGAACGGGAGGAUCAAAAAUCAUCAACGAAGCAUUCAUUAAUAAUAAUUUAAUUGUCGACCAAUUAAUAAUAUUUGAUAUAGUUACACUUCGUAUUCGAGGCGAUUUGAAAAAUUAUUUAACAAAUAGUCCAGCUCGAAUUGUUAUUCUAUGGGUUCAAUCAAGUUAUAUAAAAUCUAUUUUAGAGAACGCUAUUCAACAUGAUCUAAUGGCUCCGCAAUUUACAUGGAUAUUAUGUUCAAGUAUUUCGUUGAAGAAUUUCAAUGAAACAUUUUAUGAGAAAUUAAUUGGCUCAUUUUCAAUUGAACCUGUUACAGCAAGUGUUGUGGAUGCGCCAAUAAAUACAACAUUACUAAAUGCUGCCUAUCAAAUUUGGCAACAAUACGAACCCGAAACAUUUCCUGGAGCAACAAAUGUGAAUUCCUAUGCACUAUUUGCGUUUGAUGCAACAUGGACAUUAAUUAAAUCAUUAGAAAACGUUUGCGCAACACUGAAAAAUAAUUCUUAUUCAUGUUUAUCCUUUAUUGGAUCUUCUUUUUGUUUUCAUCGACGUUUCGUUCAUUCCGAUUUAUUACUAAAUACACUUUGUAGAACCGAUUUUCUUGGCGUAUCUGGUCGUAUUAAAUUUAACUUUAACGUAACAGAUCGAAUUAUUGGAUCGUAUUAUUAUGCACAAAAUGUUCAACCUUCAUCAAACGGGUCAGAUUUUGUACCAGUAUUACAAUAUUCCGAUUCUACUGAUUGGAAAACAUUUAAACAAACAAACGUUAUUAUUUGGCCUGGUAGUUCAUUAGUACCGCCGACUGGUCGAGCAAUACUUGAAGGUAUAACUUUAAGAAUUGGUGUUAUUGAAUCACCUCCAUUUACAAUAGUUACAAAUGUCAUUGAUGAAGUUGGACAGAAUACGUCGAAAUUAACUGGUUAUGUACCAGAUCUGAUUCAACUAUUAGCUGAUAAGAUUGGAUUUAUUCCAAAUGUGCAACUAGCGCCACCCAAUCAAACAUAUGCAGGAUUAGUUCAAGAGGUAGUCAAUGGUCAUUAUGAUAUUGUUAUUGGUGAUGUUACAAUUACUGCUACACGAAGAGAAUUAGUUGGCUUUUCGAAUGCUAUAUUUGAUAAUUCUUUGCGUAUUCUUAUGCGAAAAACACCUGAUGUAUCUAUUGAAAUGUUAGCGUUUUUAAAACCAUUUUCACAUACACUUUGGUUAUUAGUCUUAGGUGCUUGUGUCUAUGCUGGCCUAUUAAUUUGUUUUAUAGAAAGACAAGACAAUGAAAUGUUUCAAAAUCGAUCAAUAUUAUCUCAAAUAACAAUGAGUAUUUGGUAUUCUUUUGGUAAUAUUGUUGGAUACGGCGUAGAUUUUCAUGUCAAUACCGCUGCUGGACGUUUAAUCACUGCUGGUUUGUAUAUGUUAAGUUUGAUAUUAGUAGCUACCUACACUGCAAAUUUAGCAUCUGAUUUAACAAUAUCAAAGUCGAAAGAUAGUAUUUCAGGAAUUCACGAUAUUAAAAAUGGAAAAAUGCCAUUCAAUCGUAUUGGUAUUCGUAUGGGUACAGCUGGCGAAGAUUAUUAUUUAAGAGAAAUAUCCUUUGGCAGUCGAAGUUAUUAUCCAUUAAAAUCUCGACAAGAAAUGUAUGAUAGUCUACUUGCCGGAAUUAUUGAUGCAUCCUUUAUGGAUAUUGGUACUGCUGAAUAUAUGACCAAUAAUAUUUAUUGUAAUUUAACUGUGAUUGGAGAAGAUUUUGACAAAGGAGUUUUUGGAAUUGUUACUCCAAAAGAAUGGUUGUAUGCUAAAGAUUUAGAUGUUAAUAUUUUAUUAUUAAGAGAAUCCGGUGACCUUGAUGAUUUAAGACAAAAAUGGUUUCAAAAAAGAAAUUGUCUUAAUUUAGACGAAACAUCGAUUGCCAUGCAAAUUAAUUCAAUGGGUGGAUUAUUUUUAAUUUUUACAAUAGGUACUUUUCUAUCACUGCUAUUAUUUUUAUGGUCGAAACGAUUCAUUAUUAAACAUAAUUUAUUGAACUUGUUACGUCGAAAGAAAUUCUUGUUUAAAAAGAAAGUCAAAAUGGUGAAGUACUCAAGUAAAACAUCAAACCAUACGGAAAACUCCAGAAUACCUUUAUCUACUAUUGUACGAUUACGACCAUGA